This is a messenger RNA of Coccinella septempunctata (seven-spotted ladybird), 4797 nucleotides long. It is a transcript of the gene Alh, whose product is annotated as protein AF-10. NCBI's taxonomy places the organism in Eukaryota, Metazoa, Arthropoda, Insecta, Coleoptera, Coccinellidae. Gene Ontology annotation, biological process: regulation of transcription by RNA polymerase II. Bases 271 to 3261 code for a protein of 996 amino acids. Gene Ontology annotation, molecular function: nucleosome binding; histone binding. The transcript is spliced from 15 exons. The record is from RefSeq and is a predicted model, not a curated record. Gene Ontology annotation, cellular component: nucleus.
UGCGCUAUGUUAUUGUUUCGCAAGAAAUAGAAAUACCGUCAAAACAAAAUGGUUCCUUUGGUUCAAAUUGUGUUUAUUAUGCAUUAAAAUGCAUAAAUAAGUGCUAUGUGUACGGAGGAAGUGUUUCUUAUAUGAACUUUCAACGAAGAGAAACGGAAUUGGUUACUUUAUGAAAUCCAUAAUGUUGUCAUGAUUAUGGUCUCAUGGACAAAAGAUGUGUGGGGUGGGUUUGUGGAAUCGCUAGUUUAGCAACUGUCGCUCCUUUACAUUAUGAGGGAAAUGGUAGGAGGUUGUUGCGUUUGUUCUGAUGAUAGAGGCUGGUCUGAAAAUCCUCUUGUUUAUUGUGAUGGACAGUCAUGCACUGUGGCAGUACACCAAGCUUGUUACGGAAUUGUAAGUGUGCCAACAGGACCAUGGUAUUGCCGCAAAUGUGAAAGCCAAGAAAAAACUUCAAAGGUGAAGUGUGAAUUAUGUCCUAGUCGUUAUGGUGCUCUUAAACGAACUAACAAUGAAAAAUGGGCACAUGUGGUAUGCGCUUUAUACAUACCCGAAGUUCGGUUUGGGAACGUCACUACUAUGGAGCCUAUUCUGUUGCAUCUGAUUCCAGCAGAACGUUUCAAUAAGGUGUGUUAUAUCUGUGAAGAGAAGGGAAAGCCGUCUACAGCUGCUAUUGGCGCUUGCAUGUCAUGCAAUAGAAUAGGUUGCAAGCAACAAUUUCAUGUAACUUGUGGUCAAAGUCUAGGUCUUCUUUGUGAAGAAGCUGGAAGUUUUUUGGACAACGUCAAGUACUGUGGAUAUUGCCAAUAUCAUUAUAGCAAAUUGAAGAAAGGAGGUAACGUUAAACCGAUACCACCAUAUAAGCCAGUGUCAGAUAAUCAUUUGACUGAUUCAGGUUCGGAAAAAGAAGCUGAAACUGCACCAUCAACUUCCUCAAAACCUGUUUCUUCCUCCACUUCAACGACCAACUCAACUAAUUCAUCGAGUAAACGUAAAUCAACGUCCAGCUCAAAAACGUCCAACUCUUCAAAGACGAGUGGCAGCAACUCAAAAAGUUCCUCUAGCCCCAGCAAUUCUAAAACUUCUCAUCAUAACUCGAAAAGUUCAGAUAAAAGCAAAGUGAGUAGUUCAUCUUCGCGAAGUGCCAAAAACACUGAUAACCAUACUGAACAUUCAAGUGAUUCUAAGACUGACAAAAAGGACAGUAAGUCCGAAAAUAACGAAGAAUCGAAAACUUCUGAAUUGAAAGAGAGUAAAGGCACAAAGAAGCGCAAAUCGAACUCUAGGACUCCCACACCUGUGACUUCUGUUGUUUCAAGUGACGUGACUGUGGUUAAUUCAAACGCUACUGUUAGUAAUAGUGAAAGUAGUGUAGUUAAUAGUUCAGAAAAAAAGGAUACAGUUAUUAGUUCAGGAGAAACUGUAGAUAAAGCUAAAAAGCUAAAGGUAGAAACUACACAAUCAAUAAUCUCUAACCAACCAGUCGUUGCCUUAACUUCAAUAUCAACUAUCAAAGCAGUUCCACCUCCUUGUACUUCAGCUUCGGAACCUCCGAUAGUGCCUCCUGAAACAACAACUGUAGUUUCAUCAACUGCUCAAUCAAUCAUACAAUCAACAGCACCUCAAUCACAGGCUGGCUCCCUAGCAGUGUCAUUGCCACUUUCCAGUAAAACAUUGAGUCCUGUAUCUGAAGCAAGUGGUAGUGCUCAAAGUAUAUCAACAUUACCCAAUAUCACCGCACCACAACAAGAUAAAAGUAACGACGCCACCAAACCACAAGCGGCAGGAGGAGAUUUAUCCAGUAAUUUAGAUUCAUUAAAUCUUGAAGAGGAAAACGCUCAGUCAAGUAUGCUGACAUCAGAAACAAGUACAGGAGGUUUGAAAAUAACGUAUGAAAAGCAAGAAGCCAUGAGUACUAACACUACCGAAGAAGAUAUGGAAUUGGAGGAAACCCAGGCAGAAGUACCUGCUAAGCGAACCAGAUCUCAAUCAAAUGAUAAGACUGAAAAAUCAGUUACAAAUCGCGGGAAGAAACGUAGUAGCGGUGGAGGAUUGGGGGGCAAUUCAAAUAGCUCCCACAUAAACAAUAAUUCGAAUUCUAAUAUUUCCAUGGGUAAUCGAAGGUCAAGUCGAUCUCAGAUGAACGUUUCACCUAUUCCAUCACAAAGCUCCACACAAAGUCAUCAACUUGGAGCCUUCUCCAGUAUAACUCAGAACCAGUUGAAGAAUUCCCCACCUAGUAGUCCAAGUUCAGAGAGCCAAGGGGCUCCACCCAGUACUAGUAAAAAUAAAUCUAAGGGAAGAAAAAGUGCACCUGCUGUUUUCACUCCAAGUUCUAGUAGAGAUAACAAAGAUGUUAAAUUAUUUCAGAAUGGUGUUACUGCCCCACAUAUGCUAGGAAAUCAACUAAAUCCCAAUUCAAAUAUGGCCCAAAAAAUGUCGGAUCAUUUGAACUCUGAGCUUGAAGCUCAUAGCAUUUUCAAUCCAAAUGAGAAUGCUAAUAUGGUUGGCCCGCAGUUACAUCAUAAAGUUGUUGCUUCUGCGCGAUCAAAUAGUGUAGGUAGUUCAAAUUCAGGAAAUGGUGGUUUAAGUGGUAUGCUUGGAGGAGGCAGUGGUAAUAUUCCCCAAACAUUGGAUCAGCUUCUGGAGAGACAGUGGGAGCAGGGUUCUCAGUUCCUCAUGGAGCAAGCACAACAUUUCGAUAUCGCAUCUCUUUUGUCCUGCUUACAUCAAUUGAGAGCUGAAAACCUUCGAUUGGAGGAACACGUCAGUUCUCUUCUACAAAGACGAGAUCAUCUAUUAGCUGUGAAUGCUAGACUAGCUAUUCCUUUAACUGGACAGCCGGCCACUCCUCAAACCACACAUCCUCACACAGUCAAUAACAUUCAUCCUGCUGUAGCUGCAGGACACAGUGAUAUUCCCCGUUCAAGACAUAGUGCAGGAAGCGCAAGCUAUCCAGCUCAUCCUCAAGGAUCUAGUGCUGAUGUUCCCCUUGAAAAUGGUUUACCGCCAGAUACGAAUCAAACUUACACUUCUCAUCGUAGUCCGGUUACUGGACAACCACAGAGAAGUCCAACUGUGAGAUUAUCUCCAGCUGGAUCCAGCUUUUCUAGUAACUCGUUGAUAAGACAAAAUUCUGAUACAAGUGGACGUUCUGCCCCUCGUCCUCAGCAAUACUCACAUUAUCAAGGAACCAGUCAAUCUCAACAACAGAUGGUAAUCCGUAGAGAUAAUGAACAUCAUCCGAGUUCGAAGCCUAGCUGAGAAUUCCUAGACUCUUCAUUCACCCUACUCGAGCUCUUGGACAUGAAGUGAUCUACUUCUUGGAUUAUACUCGAACGUUACGUGUUUAAGUUUUGAUUAUUUAUUUUCUGUCGAAAAAGUUGAUUUGUUAUGCGAAACCGGAAAUUGGUUGAUGACCGUUAAUUACUCCGUAAUAGUAAUUGGUAUCCAAUGUUUGUCAAACUUUCAUUUACGUUGAUCUAUGAAAAUUUUGUGUACUUCUUUUGACUGAAUGUAUUAUUUUAUAUCUUGAACAAUUAUUCGAAUGAAGAGGAUUCAAAAAUGAUCGGAAAAAUAUAUUGCAAUUUGUAUUUGAAGCAACAGUCUUCAACAAUUGUGCCAUUUACAAUCUAUUCAUUUAUUUAUUGCGGUAUUAAUCUUAUUUCCAGAUGAUGCAUUCGCUUCAUUCUUUAAUAAAUAAAUAUGUUUUAAUUUAAUAACAAGAUAUGAAAAUUAUGAUUUUUGUUAUAUGAGUUGGGUAAUUUGAAUUCUUAUUUUAAUUGCAUAAUUUCCUAUUGUUGUAUAGUUUUGUUGAAUUUUUUAUUUCCUUUAUUCAAAUUAAUAUUGGCAAUUCAAUAAUCGGUGUACAUGUUCUGUUUCAAGAAUAUUAGUAACUCUUCAAGACUUCCAUUGAAAACAGUUACAUCGACUUUAAAUUAAUGCAUGUGAAACAUUUAAAUUGAGACUGUUUCUUUCCAGAAAAAAAUUGCCAAAUUUUACCUAAUAAUUAUUCUAUAUGGGGAAAGAAUAAUGUAUAAGAUUCGUACUGAUGCUCAAAAAUUUAAAAAGUGAUCCAAAUUUAUCAUGUUUCAUUUAUAUUAUAAAUAAUUCAACUAAAUAGUGGUAGGUGUGAAUUUGAUAGAAGUAAUAUUUUUCUCAGGGAUACAACUAUUCAUAAAGAUAAGGUUAACAGCUGGUUAGAAUUUAAUUGUCCUCACUCGAGAGUAACUCGGAAUGUAAGCCUCAAAAUAUUUAUUUGGGUUGCAGUACCACAGAAAGUUGUUUCAUUGGACCGUAUAAUAUUGUACCUGACUUAUUGAAUUCGCUUAUUUUUCAGUAGUGUCAAUGUUUAUCUUCUCGAAAAUUCGCAACUUUCAUGUGUUACUUAAAUUCAAAUAAUUGCAAUAAUAUUAUAAGCCAUAUUUAAUAUGAAUAUUAUCAUGAGACUUUUAACUCAACAUACCAGUAAAAGGCCAUAUUAGUAAUAAAUGGACAUUUUUAUUUUAAGUGGACAUGAAUUCAACUUCUCGUUGCCUAGGAAUAAAUAAGAAUUUGACAAAUACUAAAAAUCAUAUUGUUUCAUUUAUGUGUAUAAUUCUGUACAAAAAUUAUCUUAGUAGUUGAUGAGAUCACAAAUACAGAGAAAUCCCUAUUUUUAACCGAAUAUUUUUGGGAUUUUUUGUACUUUUAUAUCAUUAAGUCUUUUCUAGAGAAGAAAGAUGCGAUGUAGAUGUAUUUAUCUCUUCAAAUGUAUAUUUUGUUUUAUUUUUGUUUUGUAAUAUAUAUAAAUUUGUAGAA